AUGAGGCUUCUGUGUCUCCUGCAUCUGCUGUGCUUGGCUGCUUGUGAGGCUUCCAGAGCGAGAGACUGGGCUCAUCACGGCGCCCCCAUGUUCGCUGACCUGACCGUUCGUGAGAUGAAGGCCGUGCGGGCUUACCUCCAUGGAAUUCCACAACUGGGACUCACCGAUGCCAAAAACAAGGCCCUGAAGAAGAACAGCAUAAUAAUGAUCGAGCUUCAAGUGCCUAAAAAGCACGAGGCGUUGAGAGCGUUGGAUCGCGGUCAAGCCAAGCCUCUUCGUCAAGCCCGUGUCAUCGUUCAGUUUGCGAACCAAACCACACCCAAUAUCACCGAGUUUAUUGUCAGUCCUCUGCCGUCUCCAAAGUCUCAUGAGGUCAAGAGCUUCAAGGGAGGUCGGCCUAUCCGGUUUGAGUCCAGGCCAAUAACUACUACGGACUAUUACCACCUCGGAGUCAUCACUCAGAAGAUGGCAGCUAAAGCUCAGAAGAUUUUAUUUGAAACCACGCAAGGAUUCAUAUUAUCAGCCAACUGCACGUAUCGAUGUUUGGCAUUUGUUGACAUCGCCCCACGAGGGCUGGCGUCAGGUGAGAGGAGAAGCUGGAUCAUGUUGGUCAAAAAUGUAGAAGGACACUAUCUCCACCCGAUUGGGUUUGAGUUUCUUGUCAACCAUAAGGACCUGGACCCAAACAAGUGGACGGUUGAGAAGGUGUGGUACAACAGCGUGUACUUUGACAGUGUGGAGGAGUUGGUGGAAAAGUAUGAAUCAGGAGCUGUGGAGAAGGUGACGCUACCGCAUCAUGAUGACGAUGACCGCUACUCCACCUUCAUUCCACACGGUUCAAGCAACACGCCCACAAACAUCCACGGACCAAAACUGGUAGAGCCUCAAGGGCAUCGCUACCACCUUGACGGCAACUUUGUUGAAUACGCCGGAUGGUCGUUCGCCUACAGAGUGCGUUCAUCGGCCGGACUUCAGGUGUUUGACGUCCGUUUUAACGGAGAAAGAAUCGCCUAUGAGAUCAGCAUCCAAGAAGCUAUUGCCUUCUAUGCCGGUGACACCCCAGCUGCCAUGCAAACAAAGUACAUCGACGCCGGUUGGCUAAUGGGUACCGAAGCAUUUGAGCUAGGGUCUGGAAUUGACUGCCCGGAAAUUUCGACCUUUGUAGACCUUUACCACUUCUAUGACACCGACAAACCGGUGCGCUUUAAAAAUGCACUCUGUAUUUUUGAGAUGAACACAGCGUUGCCUUUGAGAAGACAUUUCGACUCCGACUUCAAGGGAAAGUAUCGCUUCUAUGGAGGACUAGAAAGCACUGCGCUGGUGGUACGGACAACGUCGACGGUUUACAACUAUGAUUACAUCUGGGAUUUCAUCUUCUACCAGAAUGGGGUGAUGGAGGUCAAGGUCAGCGCCACCGGUUACAUCCAUGCCACCUUCUUUACGAGAAAAGGACUUCAGUAUGGCUCCAAAGUGUACGACUAUGUGCUGGGGAACGUGCACACGCACCUUAUCCAUUAUAAAGUCGACCUGGAUAUUGCUGGUCGAGGGAACAGCUUUCAGACGAUGGAUUUGAAAUUCGUCAACUUCACGAAUCCCUGGAGCCCCAAGGACGUCAUCGUCCAAUCCAAACUCCACUGGACGGAACGCAAGACGGAACGUUCCGCCGCGUUCCGCUUUGGCAAAACGUUCCCCCGCUACGUCCACUUCUACAACCCAAAUGAGAGAAAUAAGUGGGGGCACCACAGGGGCUACAGGAUUCAGCUGAACUCGCAUGGCAACAGCGUGCUUCCGAGAGGCUGGCGAGAAGAAAAUGGCAUCACGUGGUCGAGAUAUCCUCUGGCUGUUACUCGUCAUAAAGAUAACGAGGCCACCAGCAGCAGCAUUUAUACCCAGAAUGACCCCUGGGAACCUGUCGUGAGUUUUGAGGACUUCAUUCGCAACGAUGAAGAUAUCGUAAACCAGGAUCUGGUCGCCUGGGUGACGGUGGGCUUCCUGCAUGUGCCUCAUUCAGAAGACAUCCCCAACACGGCAACGCCGGGCAACGCGGUGGGAUUCUUCAUUCGACCCUUUAACUUCUUUGACGAGGACCCUUCGGUAGCAUCCAAGAGCACCGUCAUCGUCAGGCCGGGCCCAGACGGGAAGCCCAAAGUCCAACGAUGGACACCAGAGGUGGUUGGUCACUGUGUGACAGACCAGCCAUUCUUUUACAAUGGCACCCAUGCAGGGGUGUAG
Messenger RNA from Dunckerocampus dactyliophorus (ringed pipefish), 2232 nucleotides. RefSeq names its product amine oxidase copper containing 1 (gene aoc1). The transcript is spliced from 4 exons. Gene Ontology annotation, biological process: response to antibiotic; amine metabolic process. The coding region runs from base 1 to 2232 and encodes 743 amino acids. Gene Ontology annotation, cellular component: plasma membrane. The record is from RefSeq and is a predicted model, not a curated record. Lineage: Eukaryota; Metazoa; Chordata; Actinopteri; Syngnathiformes; Syngnathidae. Gene Ontology annotation, molecular function: copper ion binding; quinone binding; primary methylamine oxidase activity.